ACUCCAGUCUGGAUUUUGGAGUUAGCUGAUCGGAAAGUCUUUUUACUCGGAAAUGGCAAUUCUUCAGAUCUAUAACAAUAACAAUAUAUAUAAAGGAAAGAAAAGAAAGGAGAAGGUUUUGUGAAUGAAUACAGAUUUCACACUAAACAGACCCAUCAAAUAUGAUCAAGUGGGCCAUCUUCUUCCUUCUUUUUCUGCUACACCAAUCUGUGAUUUGCAGAACCAAUAGUACUAAUAAUGGCGAUAGCUGCCGGCCUUCGUCCUGCGGGAACAUCCCCAACAUAAGUUACCCUUUUCGGUUGAAAGGCGAUCCACCCAACUGCGGAAACCACAGCUACGAACUGAGCUGCGAGGUGAGGAACAAUCGCACUGUUUUGGUUUUGCAUUUGUAUUCCGGAGAAUUCUAUGUGCAGGAAAUCAAUUACAGCAGCUACUCGAUGCGGGUGGUGGAUCCCGGAGUCCUUAACCCCCAAAACUGCUCCAACUCUUCGCCCCUCUAUUCUCUGUCCAACUCUAACUUCUCCUAUGACGACCCGUAUUCUUUAACUAGAGAAGAAACUUCAUUUCACGUCGGAGAAGUUUCGCGCAAGCAUCCAUACAAAGUUGUGACUUUCAUGGAGUGUUCAGCUCCCCCGAGUUCCAGUCUCUACAAGAAUAUUAAUGUUACUGCUAAUGCGACUCGCUGCAGAAGCAAAGAGGGUUCUUCUAGUUUAUCUUAUGCCGUGUAUGGAGGCUUAAGGGCGUCAGAUGUGGAUGAAUCUUGCACCAUAGGAGCCGAGGCUGUAGUUUUGGCUUACGGACGGAGCAUCGAUAGCAGCUCUUUCAGGGGCAUCCGCGAUGCGAUGGCUUAUGGGUUUGAGCUCUUCUGGUUUCACGUUCACUGCGACGAGUGUUUGGCAACAGGCGGAAUUUAUCAGUGCUACCUUAAUGGCACCAAUGUCGUCGCCUGCCGCGAAUCUUCUUCUCCGCCUGGAGUUUACCAAAGUCUUCAAUUUUAUUUCCAGACACACUUUCCAGCAAUCUUACAGUGGAUUGCCGGUACCAGAGGCCCUCCAUAUGAGAUCCCAAACAGUCACUUAAGAAGUCCAUGGUCAGGCACUGACUAUUAUGUCCCGUAUGGCGUUAUCCUAAUGGGAGCCUGGAUAUUUCGUAAGACAUCUAAAUUCUCCUUCUUAAAUUUGUAAGCACGCAUGCCAAUUCAUCAUGAGCUAUGUUGUUAGAAAUCUGACUAUUUAUGCACAUUGCUGUUACAAAGAAAUAGAUUGACUGUAUAAUUUGUAGUUGACUUGUUUUGUUAAAAUUUAAAUGUUUUAUUUCAUAUUUAUUAAUAUUUAUUG
Malania oleifera is the source of this 1337-nucleotide messenger RNA. Its product is annotated as LEAF RUST 10 DISEASE-RESISTANCE LOCUS RECEPTOR-LIKE PROTEIN KINASE-like 1.2. The record is from RefSeq and is a predicted model, not a curated record. Gene Ontology annotation, molecular function: polysaccharide binding. The transcript is spliced from 6 exons. Lineage: Eukaryota; Viridiplantae; Streptophyta; Magnoliopsida; Santalales; Ximeniaceae. Bases 162 to 1184 code for a protein of 340 amino acids.